CGAUGCCGUCGGGAUGAGCCGGGACGUGCGGGUUAAUUGGCAGCGCUGAGCAGCUUCAUCUCGAGCUUUCCGCUCUUAAGCAUCUCGGCCAAAGCUGCUCCGUGCCAGGGGUCUUGUGCUUUGUCUGUUGCCAUCAGGUCCGAGAGGCUCUGGUACAAUGAGCUGCUUGUCAGGCCAGGCACGACCGCAGCAGCAGCGAUUUCUAAAGGCAGGAAGCAUCCGCAGGAGCGGGCUGUAAAGAAUCCGAGCCUGUGGAGUCGCUGGGUUGAAGCUCCCGCUGGCUGCCGGGCUCAUUCCCGUCUCGGGGGUGCUUGGUAGUGCAGUCACAUCAUCCUUGGCAGCGGGCAGCUCCUGAGCGCGCAGGGCUUCCCUGCCCAAGAUGCUCUUUGGAGCAGCAAUGCGGCAGACCCUGUGGCGUUUUCUGUCUAGCUUCUUUCCCAGGGCCGUAUGCCAAGGUCCUGCAGAUGAAAAAGAGGAUGAGGCCAGAAACACCACCCCACUUCCAGGCCCCGGGGAGAAAGGGCCAAAGAUGUUGGGGAAGCCACAGGACAGAGGGACUGAUCCCACUGAAAAGAGACCAACUAUCCUACUGGUGGUUGGACCCGCAGAGCAUUUUCCAAAGAAAAUUGUGAAGGCUGGAGACAAAGAUCUGGAUGGACAACUGGAUUUUGAGGAAUUCGUUCACUAUCUCCAAGAUCAUGAGAAGAAGCUGAGACUGGUCUUCAAGAGCUUGGAUAAGAAGAAUGAUGGCCGUAUUGAUGCCCAGGAGAUUGUGCAGUCCCUUCGGGACCUGGGAGUCAAGAUCUCUGAACAGCAGGCUGAGAAGAUCCUGAAGAGAAUAAGGACGGGACACUUCUGGGGUCCUGUCACCUACAUGGAUAAAAAUGGGACAAUGACAAUUGAUUGGAAUGAGUGGCGAGACUAUCACCUGCUGCACCCAGUGGAGAACAUUCCUGAAAUCAUCCUCUAUUGGAAGCACUCCACGAUCUUUGAUGUGGGAGAGAAUUUGACUGUCCCUGAUGAGUUCACAGUGGAAGAGAGGCAGACAGGGAUGUGGUGGAGACACCUGGUUGCAGGUGGAGGUGCAGGUGCCGUGUCCAGGACUUGUACAGCUCCCUUGGACCGCUUGAAAGUGCUCAUGCAGGUCCAUGCCUCCCGCAGUAACAACAUGUGCAUCAUUGGCGGCUUUACUCAAAUGAUCCGAGAGGGUGGACCAAGGUCACUGUGGCGAGGGAAUGGCAUCAAUGUGUUGAAGAUUGCACCCGAAUCUGCCAUUAAAUUCAUGGCCUAUGAGCAGAUUAAGAGGUUCAUUGGCACUGACCAAGAAAUGCUGAGGAUCCAUGAGCGGCUGUUAGCUGGUUCUCUGGCUGGGGCCAUUGCACAGAGCAGCAUCUACCCCAUGGAGGUUCUGAAAACAAGGAUGGCUCUAAGGAAGACAGGACAAUAUUCAGGCGUGUUGGAUUGUGCCAAAACCAUCCUUCGAAAGGAGGGAAUGGCUGCCUUCUACAAAGGCUACAUCCCCAACAUGCUGGGAAUCAUUCCAUAUGCUGGCAUUGACCUGGCAGUCUAUGAGACACUGAAAAAUGCCUGGUUACAACGCUAUGCUGUCAACAGCGCCGACCCCGGAGUCUUUGUUCUGCUGGCCUGUGGCACCAUCUCCAGUACCUGUGGGCAGCUGGCGAGCUACCCCCUGGCUCUCGUGAGGACACGCAUGCAGGCCCAAGCUUCGGUGGAGGGUGCUCCUGAAGUGACCAUGAGGGGACUGUUCAGACACAUUCUGAAGACAGAGGGAGCCUUUGGUCUUUACCGGGGUCUGGCACCGAACUUUAUGAAGGUGAUCCCAGCUGUAAGCAUCAGCUACGUGGUUUAUGAGAACUUGAAGAUGUCUCUGGGCGUGCAGUCACGGUGACCAGGAGAUGCUGAGGACCUUGAACUCUGAAGUCUUGGGGUGCAACCUCAAGACGUAUAGCCACCUCUCAUUCUGUGAAUGUGUUGACACUAAGCUGACUUAAGCAAAGCUGUGAAAUCUCAGAUAGUUUGUAAGUCAGUAAGGGGAGGGGGAGGAUCUGGUGGCCUUUGCCAUCUUGCUACUCUGUUCUACACCAAGUGCUCCUUUGUGUUGGGCCUUUUGGGAGACCAGGGGGGUGAACUCCUGGUUAAAUCUUAAGGCACGAGUUGCUGAGAUCAGUUCCCAGCAGCACGGCAGAGUAGCAAAGUUUGGGUAAAGGGUCUGCUUUCAGUGUACAGCGUGUGCAGAGCUGUUUGCCUGCAGAUGAGCACCUUCUGACUUGCUGAAAGAGCUUCUUUUUCCAUUCAGAGAGCUUCUUUUCCUUGUCCCAUUCAAUUGUUCAACUUCCUACCCGUGUUCAAAUCUGUACAAACCUCGUGUAGGAGCUGCUGCCACACCAGGCUUGUUGUUAUGUUUACAUAUAUCCCUUUGGGUAGGAGACAUUCAUGUUCUGCUUCCAAGACUUGACAUGAAAUGGAACUUUGAACUGUACUGGUUUUGAGGGCUGGUGGGCAGUGGUUUAUCUGGUCAGGCUGAAGGCUAUUUAGACCAGCCUGAUGAAGAAUUAAAGUUAUUUAUUUUUGAUAGGCUUAAGUGUGUCUCAUAAAUCCACUAACAAGAUGCACUUACUAACAGAAGCAGCAGACUAGAGCCUGCAUGCCUGUAUCCUUUGCAUGCCGGGAUUGGCUUGUCUUAUACUCAGCAGGGGCUUGGAAAAGGGGAGGCAGGAGAGCCCUGGAUGGACUGGCACCUUGAUGCAUGGCUUUAGUGAACAAAACCCACUGUAUCACAGCUCCUGCGCAGUCCUGCUCCCAGCACAAUGUGAGAGCUUCUGCGUGGUGUUGCAUGGACCUUUGAAUUCCAUUCUGCCUGGUGCCAAGGGUAGCUGGUGGACCUUUUCCAACCCCCGUGCCUACGCUGCUAUCUAUCUCUUUAGACCUCUUUGUAGAUUGAUGUUCGGGUUUGCGGUAGCAGGAUGGAGUCCCCAAGCCAGGAGGAUGGGUGCUGUUGGGGUGUUAGGGAAGAGGGGCUGGUUGUCACUGGGAGAGGUGGGCUUUGAGUCCUGAAGACAUUCUUGCUUUGCUUUCAAAGGGUGCUUUUCAUAAGGCUAAGGGAAAGACAUGGCUUUAAAAUUUCUCUGACUGCAUUAUGGGCUACUUUAGUCGAUAGGAUCCGGCUUGUGAGGCCUGGGGGAUCCUCAUCCAACUUUUCACUUUGGGCAAAAAAGAAAGGACCAGCGUUGCAUUCCACUGUUUUACUGCUUAAAGCAUAUUUAUUUUGUAUUUAUUUGAACAGAGUUAUGUCAGACUAUUUUUAUAGACUUGUUUGAAUAUUGUUACUGUGCUCGUAGUUCUGGUUUAGGAAGUUCUCUCUUUGUUCUCUCACAUCACACAGCUGAGUCGUGGGCAGGGAUGCUGAAGCACCUUCCUCUUGGGGCUUGAGCUGCCUUUCCCACGUCUGGGGUUGUUGCUAGAGGACCUCAGCCCAGAGAAAUUCUGUAGCAAGAAGCCAUAGGAGAGAAGGGAGUAGUUGGGAAGCAGAACCUUGGGAGGAGGGAGAGGGUGCACUGUGAGGCUUGCCUUACGUUGGAAUUGCCUCCGUGCAUGGCGGAGAGGCCGGUGGGUGGAUGGCUGGAGAUGGGAAGUAGAAGGUCUGUGUAUGUUGGAUGUCACAGUGGAUAAUUGAGAGCAAUCCUGGGGAAAUCUAAGGGAAAAGGGGGGAGGGAAGAAAUCUCAGGGACUAAACCCACAAGUUUCCAGAUUGAUGGCAGGAAACUUGCGCUUGGGCACAAGCUGCUUUGAGGCUGGAUCAGCAGAGCCUGCUGCUGGGGCAGUGCUCUUCAUAGGCAAGCGGGCACUGUGGAAACCAGACAAGGAUGCACUAGCACUUAGCAGCUGCUUUUAUGCCGACAGCUUUGGUGGUUCAUGGAGAGCCUCCCAGGUAAGGCUCUGCCAUGGCUAGCCAGUGCUGUGAGCAGUUAGCCACAUGGAAACCUAAAUCAAUCUGGAUUAGUGAUGUGAUUUUUUUCCACCCCCCUCCUCUUCUUGAGACCUGUCAUAAAUUCUGCAGUGGCUCCUUCCUACCGGUGUGGCCUAAUGGGAAUAUGAAUAUCAGAAUGCAAAAAUCAAUGCAAAAUGACAACCAUCUUUGUAGCUGUAACCACAGAUUGUUAUAAUACAAAUCUAACUUGGAUUCUUCACGUAGGGAGCAGUCUGCUAAUAAAGGUCUGUCAAAGAGA
Molecule: messenger RNA, 4247 nt
Organism: Neopsephotus bourkii (Bourke's parrot)
Lineage: Eukaryota; Metazoa; Chordata; Aves; Psittaciformes; Psittacidae
Gene: SLC25A25
Product: solute carrier family 25 member 25
Exons: 11
Coding region: 380-1909 (509 amino acids)
Biological process (GO): transmembrane transport
Cellular component (GO): mitochondrial inner membrane
Molecular function (GO): ATP transmembrane transporter activity; calcium ion binding
Source: RefSeq, a predicted model, not a curated record